CUAAUAACGCGCGUUUCGCACCUCAGGUGGAUGUUGCCGUCGUUACAGUAAGGGUCGGAUUGCGAGGUUGACUCCAAUUAACAUAGACCAAAGAAUCCGACGAGGAACUUCGGGAUCCCGAUAAACGGAGCUUGGGAGCCUGCAGUCCCAUCCACACAACCCAGGGGCCGGGAGCCCCGGCCCCGGCAAGACAGGGGUUCACCGACUAGCCCGGGGAGUCAUGACCCACAUGGCCUUGCCAUACGUGAAGACCCACUGACGAAGCGUCAGGAGCAGGGAUCUCAGCCGACAUCGCUGGGAGUCUGACUGUGGUUGCCCGGCUGACAUAGCCGGUAGCCCCACUGACAGAGGCCGGGCGCCCGACUGACAGAACCCGGGAACCCGAGAGCCCGACUGACAGAACCCAGGAAGCCGGGAACCCGACUGACGAAACCCGGGAAGCCGAGGGCCCGACUGACGAAAUCCGGGAAGCCGGGAAUCCGUGAGACGAAGCCCGGGAAGCCGGGAGCCCAACUGACGGAGUCCGGGAAGCCGGCAACCCGACUGGCUGAGCCGGGAAGCCGGAAGCCCCGCAGACGGAGCUGAGAGCCCCGCGGACGGAGCCCGGGGAGCCCGGGCCCCCAGGACGGUCACGAUGAGAUGAAGAAACAAAACGUACGCACCCUCUCCCUGAUCGUCUGCACGCUGACGUACCUGCUGGUGGGCGCGGCCGUUUUUGACGCUCUCGAGUCGGAGAAUGAGAGCCGGACACUCUACCUUCUGAGAAAUAUGAGCUCCAUGAUCCGAAGUAAAUACAACAUCACCAACGACGACUACAGCACAAUGGAGACUGUCGUUACGAAAUCGGUGCCGUUCAAAGCCGGCAACCAGUGGAAGUUCGCCGGGGCCUUUUACUACGCCAUCACUGUGCUAACCACCAUCGGGUACGGCCACUCGACGCCGCGCACGGUCGGCGGCAAGGUCUUCACCAUGUGCUACGCGCUGGUCGGCAUCCCGCUGGGCCUGGUGAUGUUCCAGAGCAUCGGCGACCGCGUCAACCGCGCCAGCUCCAUUGUCAUCCGCUGCGUGAAGCGGCUGCUCAAGUGUCCCUCGCAGGAGGCGUCCGAACUGAACCUCAUCUGCGCCGUGUUCACGCUCAGCGUGCUCGUGAUCACGGGCGGCGCGGCCGCCUUCAGCCGCGAGGAGGGCUGGACCUACUUCGACUCGGUGUACUACUGCUUCAUCACGCUCACCACCAUCGGCUUCGGCGACAUGGUGUCGCUGCAGCAGGACAACGCGCUCAACACGCGCCCCGACUAUGUGGCGUUCGCGCUCGUGUUCAUUCUGUUCGGGCUGGCGAUCGUAGCCGCUAGCCUGAACCUGCUCGUGCUGCGCUUCGUCACCAUGAACACGGAGGACGAGAAGCGAGACGAAGCCGAGGCACUGCAGGCGGCGCAGGAGACGGUUCGGUUAGAGGGUGACGUCAUCACGGCCAACGGGUCGGUCAUUUUCUCGCCGGAUCACCGCUCAUCGCAGAGUGACGUCACCAGCGUGUGCAGCUGCCGCUGUCAGCUCUGCUGUCCGAUGCUCGGCCGACCCAAGAACAGGUACACGGUGAAGCGGCGCCCGGGCCGCAUCUCGCACCUGCUGCCGCACAGUAUCGCCCUGGAGACGCUCAGCCACACGCAGACGGCCGAGGAGAUCCUGGCCGACUCGGAGGGCGACGCCCACAGCCUCGGCAAGCGCGUCUCGGUGUAG
Messenger RNA from Pollicipes pollicipes, 1737 nucleotides. Its product is annotated as two pore potassium channel protein sup-9-like. Gene Ontology annotation, cellular component: plasma membrane. Lineage: Eukaryota; Metazoa; Arthropoda; Thecostraca; Pollicipedomorpha; Pollicipedidae. Gene Ontology annotation, biological process: stabilization of membrane potential; potassium ion transmembrane transport. Gene Ontology annotation, molecular function: outward rectifier potassium channel activity; potassium ion leak channel activity. The record is from RefSeq and is a predicted model, not a curated record.